ACACACACACACACCGUAAACAUUUUAUUUUAGUUUGAGCAAGUAAAAGGGGAUGAAUUAUCCAAACUUAGUGCCAAGGAUUUUUUUUUUUUAAUGGGGGCCUGAUGAUUGGAACUCUGUGCCAUAUUUCUUACAUAAAGCUUAUCUAAAAUGUAUAUUUAUUUCAAAUGGAUCAAGGAUUUCCAUUUCUGGCAACAUGGUAGAUUAGGUGCCCAGACUGUCUGAAUCUAAAAUGCUGUACAGGGCUUCCCUAGUGGAGCAGUGGUUAAGAAUCUGCCUGCCAAUGCAGGGGACACGGGUUCGAGCCCUGGUCUGGGAAAAUCCCACAUGCCGCAGAGCAACUAAGCCCCUGAGGCAGAACUAAUGAGCCUGCGCAUCUAGAGCCUGUGCUCCUCCGCAACAAGAGAAGCCACAACAAUGAGAAGCCAGCACACCGCGAUGAAGAGUAGCCCCCCACUCGUCGCAACCAGAGAAAGCCUGCGCACAGGAACAAAAACCCAACACACCCAAAAAUAAAUAAAUAAAUGUAUUAAAGGAAAAAAAAUGCUGUAUAAAUUUUUUUAAAAUAUUUUUAAACUUCUUAAUUUGGCACAAACAUACAGACGCUAUGGAAGGUGGCUCUUGACUUUAAUGUUACCUCACAGCAAUGCUUUGAGAACUACAGAGUGCUGGAGACAGGAUACAUAUUCUGAGACUCCCAAUAUGGAGACGUAAUCAAAGAACCUUGCAUAUAGCUGAAAAUCUGAAAGGCAUACAACUGAAUACACAGUAAACCUAUCUAGCAGAAGGUGACAGCAAGCAAACUUGCCUUCUUUAAUCUCAGUGCUGGUAAAACGAAGAAAAAAAAUCUCCCAUGAGAAUUUAUAACUACAAGCCAGUUCUUAUAUGAGUGUGUGGAGAAGGAAAAAGAUGAAAAGGGGUGAGAAACAUGGAAAACAGAUUAAAGGUCUAAUGUAUGUCUAACUGGAAUUAUAAACUCCUCAUCUCCAAUGACCAAGGAAAGAAGGAACAAUGGUCAUGCCAGAAAGGGCUGCUGCCUCUUGCAGCAUAUUCACUGUACUAACUGCACCAGAUAUGUACCCAAGGACAAGGCCAUUAAGAAGCUGAUCACUGGAAAUAUAGAAGAGAGAGACAUUUCCGAAGCGAGAGUCUUUAAUACCUAUGUGGUUUCCAAACUGUAUGUGAAACUACACUGCUGUGUGAAUUGUAUAACUGACAACAGGGAAGUCAAGAGUCAUUCUCAUGAAACCCAGAAAAACCAUACACCCCAUCCUGAUUUAGACUUACAGAUGCUGCCUCAUGACCUCUGCCAAAGCCCAUGUAAGGAGCUGAAUCCUUAA
Molecule: messenger RNA, 1340 nt
Organism: Kogia breviceps (pygmy sperm whale)
Lineage: Eukaryota; Metazoa; Chordata; Mammalia; Artiodactyla; Physeteridae
Source: RefSeq, a predicted model, not a curated record